Molecule: messenger RNA, 3163 nt
Organism: Mytilus californianus (California mussel)
Lineage: Eukaryota; Metazoa; Mollusca; Bivalvia; Mytilida; Mytilidae
Exons: 15
Coding region: 587-3163 (858 amino acids)
Source: RefSeq, a predicted model, not a curated record
CACAACUGUAUCCCUUUUCAAUGAAAAUUGCAAAGAAAACACAAAAAGAAGUUCGCCUUUUCCAGUCAAAACAAAGUUUUCUUGUGAAAAAGAAUUGAAAUUUGCAGACCAGUUUAGACACAAUGAUGAGUUAACCAUAUCAGUUGAACUUGAAAAUGGAGGAUACUAUGUAUAUGAGAACAGAGAUGACAGACACAGUUACAAAAAAUCUAAGAAGUGGCCUACGCACUCGGUUAAUCUGAAGGGAAUAAAAACAGUUGAAUCGUAUGCAUUUCACUGGGAUACAGAGCUACCAUACUAUCAUUGCAUCAAAUGGUUUUGUGCGUUUCUACCUCUCUAUGUACCUGAUACAUCAAAAUCUCGUUUUAUUGAUAUUUAUUGGUACGCUUGGUCAGAUGUUCUUUCUGGAGUAGAUUACUACGAAAUUGAAGUAUUUGAAUUGGAAACUGCUAAACAUGACUCUGAAGAAAUUGAAAUAAAAGAAAAUAUAGCACCAAUCCAGCAUAUAAAAGGCAUUACAAAUCCAGCGAUUUCAUUAGAAGUGACAAAGACAGGAAUUUAUGCCGUCCAUUUAAUUUGCUUUGACAUGGCUGGAAAUCAUAGGACUGCAAGAGCUUUUUUUCUCUAUGACAACAACGAUAUAAUCGAUCUUGGCAAAGGACAAAUAGAAGUGAAAUAUACACAACAUUACCUUGAAAGAAGAUGGAUAACUGAUUCCAGUCCUCUCAUUGAAGUAGCAUGGAAGGACAAAUUUAUAAAAACCGAUCAUGUAAAACACAAUUGGCUUGCGGCAGUUCAACCAUAUUCAAAUAUUGUGUCGACAUACGAUGACAGAAGUGGUAAACGCACCGCGAAAAGUGUUGAGAAUGUAAAAGGUAUUGUAAGGUUUGAAAUUGUCCAUGAUGUUUAUGGAACCGAGCUCAAGUCAAUUUCAACUUUUGUGCAAGUAUCAAAUGUGUAUGCAGAACUUGAUGUUCGAAAUGUAAUUUGGGAUGACGGGGACCAACUCAUUUCAACAAUAAGAGCAUUUGAUAUUCUGGAAAACUACAGAGAUGAGACGAUAAUCACUUACAAAGAUUCAACGCCACCAGUUAUUUCGAAUUUAUGGCUAACGAAGGGAGAUCGCAUUAAUACUGCCGUUCACAGCAUGAAAGAACUCAACGAAAUGACAAUUGAAUGGGAUGCAUAUGACUACCAUAGUGGAAUAAGUCAUUUAAAAUGGAGGUUAUAUAGUAACUACAGUGGAACUAAUAUCAUUCACGGAGAAAUUGACUUACCAGGCCAAGGCAAAACACAGACUUUUGCAGAAUGUGAGGAGAAGUACAAUACCAGUAGAGGACCGGCUUGUUACUGUACCAAGUUCACAGGUUGUUACCACAAACACUUCUUUCUCAAGCCACAUAUAGUAGUAGGCGAAGGCAAUGGGAUAGUCCAUAAUAGAUCUAUGGGAGAACACGAUUCGGAUUAUUUCAUUGAUGUAAAUGUGACAAAUAUGGCAACAUUAGUUUCAGUUAGGACUAUAAAAAUAACUCUUGAUAUAACCCCUCCAGAGGCUGGAUUUGUAAACGAUGGGGUGUAUGGUAGUCCAGAAGUCGAUUUCCAACAAGACCUGCGGCUUGAUGCUCAUUGGGAAGGAUUCUUUGACCACGAAAGUGGUGUUGCAUUCUAUCAGUAUGAAUUUUCAGAUGUCUGUCUUACUGAAGAACAUUUUCAACACAAAUCUUUGACGAACGAUAGAGUUAAUACAUUCGCAACGUAUGACGCACCAAGCCCUGGAACUUACUACGUCACAGUGGUUGCAUACAAUAAAGCCUUUCAUAUGUCUAAACCAGUUUGCUCAGAUGGUGUAACCAUUACAACCACAAUUCCUUCAGUUAAAAAUGUGAUUAUAAUGAAUGCAAGGACAAAACCACGUAUUGUUAGAGAAAGUAAUGGCCAAGAGUGGUAUAUAGAUAAAAACCUUAAGCGGCAUCAUUUGGGAAACAGUACAAGCAAAUGCAAAUUUUCAGAUCCGCUGACCGAAAAUAUUGAAGUAUUCCCUAUCUCCCAAUCACCAAUUAAUGCUGACAACGUUUGCAUGCAGACCAACUCGUAUUCUACCUUAGUUACUAGAGUUAUUCCUAAAAUACAUAUGUUGAACAUAACCUGGGCACCAGUUGAAGAUGCGUCACUUAUUGAUGAUUAUGAAGUUGGAUUUUCAAAAGUUUCGGGGAGCACUGCGCCUGAAUUAAUGGCAUUCCAGUCGUCUAAGCAUCAUACACACAUCUCAAUAAAUCACUUUGGAGUUCCAGAAGGGAUGUUGUUCUUUAUCAUUAUAAAGUCUAUAAGCAAAUCUAAUGUAAACGGUUUUCAGAGUGUUGGUCCAUUCAUACUUAACACAACACCUCCUCAGUUUGUGGGAACAUGUAUUGAUUUGUAUUUUUCUGGAAAUUACCUUGUGUCAAAUUGGUCCGCUGUGAGUUUUAUUGAUAGCGAUAGUCCGUUUUCGCUGGAAUAUGAAUUUGCUAUAGGGCACGAACCGUACUCUACAGAUAUACAGCAGUAUUCUUUGGUGACUGAAGAGGGUCCCUGCAUCCUUUCAUCGAAAUAUAUUUGUACUGCAACUAAUGUUUCUGAGCUAGACUGGAAAUUAAAUGGACAUCAUACGUACUACAUGACAAUCAAGGCAACAAAUCUUGCCGGUUUGUCUGUCAUGCAGACAUCUGUGCCCUACAGUCAUGAUAUAGUGUUGCCUAGAAAAGGUAUUGUUAUUGAUGUUCCAGGGAAUUCGUCAACAUUUACUCCAAUUAAGGACAUAGAGGAUAUUGACUUCACUGCCACAACAGACCAUCUAGCUGUUCGUUGGACAAAAUUUUAUCAUCCACAUUCGAAUUUAUCAUAUUAUGUCUGUGUAGGAACCGCUGCAGGCAUAUGUGAUGUUGCUGGAAAGAGGAAAAUUAAUGGCAAUAUUAAUUUUUACUUAGUCUCUGGACUUUCACUAUAUACAUUUCAACGAUACUACAGUACAGUUUUUGCUGAAACAUUGACGGGAUCAGCGUUCGUGUCCUCAGAUGGUGUUACUAUCGUGGAUCCAAAUUGGUCAUUGCCAGAUCUGAAAAUUCUUGAUGGAGAAAACUGCACAGGCAAGUCAUGCCUAUUAAAUUGUCUAUACAAUGUUAAAUAA